Molecule: messenger RNA, 4847 nt
Organism: Topomyia yanbarensis
Lineage: Eukaryota; Metazoa; Arthropoda; Insecta; Diptera; Culicidae
Product: nucleoprotein TPR-like
Exons: 27
Coding region: 145-4719 (1524 amino acids)
Source: RefSeq, a predicted model, not a curated record
CGGCAGCACGAAAUCCGAUUUUUUAUUUACACACUCUUGUGCCUUGCGCGUAAACAAAGUAACCAGUGACUUUUAUCGUUCCGCAAUCUUUUUUCCCAUCAGCAAAAGUGUCAAAGUGCUCUCGAACGAAACUCGCGACUCGCGAUGGAUAGUGGACCGGAAAAUUCCACGCUGCAGGACAAUGUGGUCGCUGCUGCCAACGUUGUCCUCAGAGACAAUCCGCAGCAAACCAGACCGGAGUGCGUCGAUACGAGCUGCCGAAACCGAGAGGGUGGCGAUUGUGCAAAAUGUGGCGAACCCGGGCAGCUAAAUAUUUGUCUUCUGGAGGAACUGAAUGCCCAGUUUGAGGAUCGUUUGCGAUUUAUCGAGCAGAAUGGAAAUGAUGACAAAUUCAAGGUUGAAAUAUAUGAACGCUGGAUCCAUCAACUGAGGCUGGUCAAUCUGGACCUUUUGACAACGAUAAAAGAGAUGGAGAAAACUUGUCGGGACAGAGUUGUUAUAAUGAAAGAAAACUAUAAGAAAAAUCUGGCUCGUUACGGUUCAGAGGCACAGGCACGUGCAAAGAGGGAUCGGGACAGUUUGCUUGAAGUUAUUAGAAGAGCUUACACGACUGGCAGCUGGAAUAUAGAAGGAAUUAGAUUUUACGAUGUAGAUAUAGAGGAAAUAUUUGGCAAAAAGGGUGACAUCACUGUGGACUCUCAACAUGAAAACAGAAUGGAUGGACCUACUAUUUCACUCAAUCUAGCAGUGUCGUCUAACUGUCAAUACGAGAAUUCCGAAAUUGACGAGCUAAGGCAAACAUUAGAUGCCAGGAAUAAGCAAAUUGAGCAUCUAGAGCUUCUACUGGAUAUGAAAUAUCCCGAGAAAAAUUUUUCUUUUGAAAGGGAGAAUGCGGAUGACCUUGAAUCUCAACAUUUUAAUACAGAGUAUAGUACUAGUAAUAAAAUACUGCUACAUCAACUACGACAAAUGAACUGCGAAAAAAGUAAAGAGUUGGACGAACAGUCAAUGCAAAUUGAGAAGAUGCACAAGCAAAUACGUGCUCUGGAGAGUAAAUUGGAAGAAGGAGAGUCGUCGGUGCAGCUGGAUUCCGAUAUGAGCGCCUCGCUGGCAGAUUUGAAACUGGACGAAUCCGAUGCAUCCAAUAGGAAGCUACUGCAGCAACUGCAGAAUCUGAUCCGUUUCAAGUCCGGACAGCUGGAAGCCUCGCUUAAGGAUAACGAAGUUCUCCGGGAGCAAAUCGAAUAUUUUAAGUCUCAACUAGAUUCACAGUCAAAUGUCGAUAAGCAAUCCCUGGUCAAUGAGAUUAAAGAUCAUUACGAUAGAAACCGUCAGCUCGAGAAGAAGCUCCGCGAGUAUGAACAAUCGUUGCUGGAAUCGAAUGCCGCCGUGGAUCAUCGCAACAACGUGAUUAAUCAAUUGCGGCAGGAUAUCAGUAGUUUAAAAAAGAGUACAUUCAUCAACAUUCGAGAAUUGGGAACGAGCACCGACACCGCAUCGGUUACGUCGUUCGGUAGUGCAAAGUCCGGUUCAUCAGUAGACACAGUGAUAAUGCGAGCCAUUUCACCGACAAGGGACGUCCGCGAAUUGGAAACGGAGCAGGUGCUAAAUUUCUCGAAAGAAUUUACCGUAAUGAGCGAACAAGUACGCCAGUUGGAAGCUACCAAACAGGCCCAGGAUGACAUAAUCGCAGACCAGUGGAACAAGUUGAACUCCACCGAGAGCGAGUAUAGGAUUCUGCGUGACGAAUACGAGAACAGCGAAAAGAAACUGCAUUUAAUUCGUUCAGAAAUCGCAAAACUGAUCAAAACGAUCAGGGAAAGCUUUCAGGGACAUUUUCCUUUACCGCAGACCAUUCCACCAAUAGAGGAACUAGUUUCUCGAUCAUUCGUACAAGUCGACGUAGCAGAUCUUUCAUCCGAAAUGUUCGAAAACGACAAACAAAUUCUAGGGGUUUUGCAAUCGCAUUUAAAUAGUGUUACGAGAAACAGUCUGCUAGUAAUAGCAGACCAGAGAGAAUUACGGAAACAUAUUGCUGCUUUGCAACAAGUGAACCGAACUAACGGAGAGCUAUUAGAGAAUUUGAAAAAUGAUCGCCUCGCGGCGGAGAGAGAAACUGAAUCGAAGGAAACAUCAAUCGACUCUGACAUCAUGACUGAAUCGUCUACCGAAACACUCGCCGCGCAACGCUUGCAAGUGCAGAACGUCUUACAGGGCAUGGCUAAGGAAAUCGCAUAUCUGAUAGGAAAGGAUUUGUCAAACGAUUCCCUGACCUCGUUUGCCGAACUGGAUGCAACUCCACUUCACUGUUUAAUCGACGAUUUGAAGCAGGAAAUCGACGCGAAAGAUUCGCUACUGCAGAGCAAAUCUGACAUCAUCGCACAGUUGGAGCAGCGACUUUGCACCAGGGAGAAAGAAUUACACCGGUUGAAGUUGCGCCAAGAGUCCGUGGAGCAGGACCGGUUGAGCUAUGAAAAGAGGAUCGGAAAUUUGCAGCGAGCGCUUCAAGAUCAUGACGAAACUAUUGAGAAGCUUAAGCAGCAGAAUCGCUCACUGAAACAACAACUGGAGGAUAUGAAGGAAACGCUGCAAACAUACAAAGAAAAUAUCCGACAGGCGAUCGAGGAAAAAGCCAGCGUGGAAGACGAGUGCAAAAAUCAACUUCUGACCAUCUCCAAUCUGCGCACUGCUAUCGAGGAAACGAAGCGCAGCGGGAGUUCCUCCGUGAACCAUCUACGAGCAGUUAUUGAAUCCUUGCAGUCGGAAGUAUCCACCCUCAGUGAACAGUUGAAUCAAGCAUUUCGGGAAAACCUCACCAAGGACAACGAGCUUGAUCAGCAUCGUGACUCGAACCUUCAGCUGCGUUGCCAAAUUUCGGAGCUAACUCGUGAUUCCAUCGAGCUUAAGGACAUCGUUGCACUGGUCGGUGCUAAGCGUGAGCUGGAAGAACAGAAGCAGCGACAUCUGGUGCAGAUCAGAAAUGAAAUGAGUAACAUGCAGGCCCAGAUUGCCAACUUCCAGAAGGAGAUCGCAUGCAGGCAGCGUGAUCAGGACUAUUUGCGCUUCUUCAGGCAAAAGUGCGCGGAAACGACAUUCAAUUACCACAUACAGGAAAUGGAACACCAGCAAGAAUUGCACCGGAUGCGGGACGAAAUCGAAUCGCUGAGCAUUCAACUGGCAAGUUGCGAAGAUACGAACAUUCAGCAUGAGCAACUUUUGAGUCAAUCAAAUGCUCUACAGAACACAAUUUCGGAGCUGGAAAAUCAUAACGAAAUUCUACGGAAGGCUAUCCAAUCGUACGAGGGUAAUAAUGAGCAGUUGCAACAGGAACUCAGCACGUUCCAGUUUCAGUACGACAACUUAAAUCAGGAGCUGGAAAAUCUAAAAUCAGCAUGUAGUGAAAAAGAUAAUAAAAUUAUAAGUUUGAAUGCUGAAAGGGAAAAGCUGUUAGGUGAUCUGAAUUUCCACAGACGGAUGUGCAAGUGCGGUUUUAACACUAGCGCAAAGGAGCGAUCGAAAACUCCAGUGUCACAUUCGCUGCAGAGGCAGGUAGUUCAGAAAACGUUGGAAGCGACCAAAGCUGCCGACGCACUGAAGCAGAAAACUGUCGAGCUGAAGAAGCUGGAAAAUCAGUAUGUUGAGGAGAGAGUUCGACUGACGGAACAAACGACGGAUCUCUUUACGCAGAUUGGUAAGCUGAAAGGCAAAAAUUCAAACCUAGAACAGAGUCUUUUCCACAAAGAGGAGCUCAUAGAAAGACUACAGCAAAGUUUGCGCGAUAUUACUCAACGGUUGACCUCGAAGGCCGAAAUUGCCCAAAGCAUGGAAACGAAAAAUGCCAAUUUAUCCCAGCUGUUAGAGAAAUUCCGAGAAGAUUCCACUGUGCGGGAGAAGAAGCUGGCUGAUGAACUGAACAACAUUCGAAGGAGCUCACAGGAUCAAACAAAUCAAUUGCAACAAUGCGAAAAUCAAAUCGCAUGGCACCGGGAUGAGUUGGAAUCGCUUCGGGGGAAAUUUGAUAGUAUGUUAAAAGAGAGAGACGCACUAAAGCAAGAUAUUGUGGAAUUAAAUUGCAAACUCGCGUGUUCCGCCGGAAAAGAGAGCGCCCUUUGCGAUGUUUUGAAGCAACUACAGGAUGAGGUAUCCGACAAAACUGGACGCUUGACGGAAGUAGAAGAAAAUUAUCGGAAGAUCUAUCAAGCUUACCAGCACCUGAAGAGCUUCAACGAAGACCUCUCCAAGCAGAAUCAAGUGUCACGGAGCCACCUGGAAAACUACAAAAAACUAGUCGAAUUCAAACGCCAGACAAUCGGGACGGUUGAGCUUGCGCAAAAAUUUGCCGAAGAGUCACGCCGGCGAGAACGGGCCUACCUACAGAAAAUCGCAGAACAAAAACAAGUUAUUGUCCACCUCAGAGACGAUCGUAUCAAACUAACGGAAAAGUUGUACGACUAUCAUCGGGAUUCGUUGAUUCUAAAUCGAAAGUUGGAAGACUAUCAUCAGGCAAACAUUGGGAGAAAUAUGAAUACUUCCUUUCAUCAAACCUUUUAUCCAUCGGAGGCGUACAAGCUGAUGCGAUCGAGUAGCGAUCCGAACUGUAAAAAGAACGACGAAUUGCUCCACCGAGUAGAGACCACCAGUAAUCGAAUUCUACGGACGAGAGAAUUUUGGCACCAAGGAAUUAAGGAGAUUUUGUCACCCACACGUUUCGCCAAGUAAAGGAUAUUUUGGCAAAUGAUAGAGACCGUAAAUGCAUUUUUAGAGAAUAAUCCGGUAUGUUUUGAGAAAUUUCCGUGAAAUUUGUAUUAAAUUUUGAUACGUUAGUUAUUUUUGUUAUAUACACAUAA